GAGUCAUUGACGGGUGCAUUGUUUCAAAGACCACCUCUUAUAUCUGCAGUGAAACGACAACUCAGAGUUCGGACAAUCUAUGAAAUCAAAUUUUUAGAAUAUAAACAAGAGCAGAACAUGGGAUUAUUUUGGGUUAGCUGUGAGGCUGGAACUUACAUAAGAACACUGUGUGUUCAUUUGGGUUUAUCACUGGGUACUGGAGGUCAAAUGCAAGAAUUGAGAAGAGUUCGAUCUGGGAUUCAGUCAGAAAAGGAUGGAUUAGUGACAAUGCAUGAUGUUUUAGAUGCUCAAUAUCUGUACCUUAAUCAUAAAGAUGAGUCAUAUCUGAGACGAGUCAUCAAACCUUUAGAAGCCUUAUUAGUUUCUCAUAAAAGGAUUGUUAUGAAAGACACUGCUGUAAAUGCCAUAUGUUAUGGUGCCAAAAUUAUGCUUCCGGGAGUCUUGCGUUAUGAAGAUGGAAUCGAAGUGAAUGAAGAAAUUGUUUUAAUUACGACAAAAGGAGAAGCUAUUUGUCUUGCCAUAGCUCUUAUGACAACGGCUACAAUUGCCAGCUGUAAUCAUGGAGCAGUGGCAAAAAUUAAGAGGGUUGUCAUGGAACGUGAUACAUAUCCCCGAAAAUGGGGUCUGGGUCCUGUUGCUUCUGCAAAAAAGAAAAUGAUUGUCGAAGGUUUGCUGGAUAAACAUGGAAAGCCAAAUGAAAAUACACCUGCUAAUUGGUUAGCCACAUAUGAAGAUUAUGUAAAAGGAGCCGUACCAGUUGCAAAUAUUAAGACAGAACCGGUAGAAGUUCCAGAAGUGUCACGAAAGAGACAUGUUAGUGCAAGCAGUAGUGAGAAUGGUUCUACAGAAGAAGCUAUGCCAAGUGUCAAAGAAGAAGCACCACAAGAAAUGACAACUAAAAAAGAAAAGAAGAAAAAGAAGAAGAAAAUGAAAUUAGAUGACGACAGUACUGUUUUACAGUCUUCAGAACAGGAAUUGCCAGCCAGCAGAUGAUAUCCAUCCUAAAUUCAACAAAAUUUUAUUAUUAUUUUUUUUUGUUAAAUAUAUAUCCUUUAAAGUAAAAAAUCAUUCAAUACCUUAUUGUAAUUUAGAAUAUGAAUAUUAAGUACAGUACUUUUCACACAAGAACCAAUCAGUCAGGUCUGAAUGGUGGUGUAUGCAAACCUCAACUGUAAUUGUGAUGUGUGCCUUACAAUCAAAAUGGAAAUUGUUGAUACUAUUAACAAAAGUGAUUGAU
Messenger RNA from Centruroides sculpturatus (bark scorpion), 1237 nucleotides. Its product is annotated as H/ACA ribonucleoprotein complex subunit 4-like. Gene Ontology annotation, molecular function: pseudouridine synthase activity; RNA binding. NCBI's taxonomy places the organism in Eukaryota, Metazoa, Arthropoda, Arachnida, Scorpiones, Buthidae. Bases 118 to 993 code for a protein of 291 amino acids. The record is from RefSeq and is a predicted model, not a curated record. Gene Ontology annotation, biological process: snRNA pseudouridine synthesis; box H/ACA sno(s)RNA 3'-end processing; rRNA pseudouridine synthesis. Gene Ontology annotation, cellular component: box H/ACA snoRNP complex. The transcript is spliced from 9 exons.